AUGCAUGAAAAUUGUAAGCAAUCACCUAAUACAACACCACCACGACUGACAGAAAAGCCUUCAUCGGAGGGAACUUCCAUUCAUUCCGGUCAUAGCCACUGGUCGAAUUUCUUAAAUUAUACUACUAACAAAAGCAUCAAAAAGAAAAACAGUCGAUCGAAAUCCAUGUACGAAAUUACAGAAAACCCUUAUGCUGACGACAAUUGUUGUUGUUGUAACGCUACCACGACAACGAAAACGCAAUCUAUCAAUUCUACAAAUUUAAUAUAUUCUUUAUUCACAGCAUCGUCAUCUUCCUUGUCUACCACUUCUGCCAUUUCGGUAUUCUUGCUUAAAUUUUCGAAAUUAUUAGUCUCGUCUGGAGCUCCUUCACAUCGAUUGGAUUAUUGUCUACAACUCUUGUUAAAAAAGUUCCAUAUACAAGCUCAAUUUGGUUACUUUCCGGGAUUUCUAGUCGUUUCGUUUGGUGAUUUAGAGAACCUAGCUGCAUCGGUUCAGAUUAUUAAAACAGAGUCUGUUCUAAACCUUCAUAAAUUAACACAAACCUAUCAACUUUUUGAAUCCAUUCUAUGCGACGAAGUAUCCAUUGACGAAGCCAUCCAGACUUUAGAUGGCAUCUCUCGAGACCCAGUAAUUUAUCCGAUGUGGUUAACAUGGUUAGCCUAUGCAGUUGCAUCUAGCGCUAGUACGCCGUUAUUUUUCUCGGGAGGCGAAGUCGACAUGGCAUUUGGUCUUAUCCUGGGCUUCAUUGUUGCUUUAGGCACUCAGCAUGUCUCCAAAAGAGUCACUCGCUUUGCCAGCAUAUUUGAUGUGCUUUUAAGUGCAGUCAUUGGAUUUCUAGCUGCCGUCAUUUCUGCCCGCUUUCCUACUACCACAUCUUGCUUUUACGCACUUUCUAUUGGGGGUGUAGUUAGUAUUUUGCCAGGCUAUGCUACACUUGUUUCUAUUCUUGAAAUUGCGGCAGGGGAAGUUGCGUCGGGUACUCUAAGAUUGAUCACAUCGCUUGUUUAUUCUCUCUUAAUUGGCUUUGGGCUGGCGAUUGGUGCCAGUUUCCAUAAACUCGUCUUUCCUGCAUUAGACCUGAUUAGUGCCGACACCCAACAGUGCGAAAAUGGUAUCUCGCCUUAUUACCAUAUCGCUUUUGUGCCUAUUUUUGCUAUUGCUAAUGUCAUCAUCUUGCGAGGCCAUCCAAGAAAAAUCCCCGUCAUUGUGUUCUUGGCUGCAUUGGCACAUGCCAUUCAUUUUUUUGCGUUGCAGUAUUUGGCCUCGUACCAACAUGUGGCGACAGUACUAUCGGCUUUUGCGGUUGCUAUUGUAUCGAAUUUCUACGCCAGAUUUCGGCCGACGGUAGGGUUUGUGGAUAUGAUUACAGGUCUAUUGUUUCUGGUACCGGGGUCGGUCGGUGUGGCAUCGUCGAUCAGUACAUUCACCUCCAAGGUGCAUACAAAUGAACUUAGUAUUAUUGUAAAUGCAGGACAACAAGGUGUCAUUUUUGCUACGCAUAUGAUGAUCAUCACGGUGGCUGUGUCCGUGGGUCUUGUCCUGGCGGCAGUGGCAGUUUAUCCCAUUCGAAAAAUUGUAGACUAUAGAGUUAAGACGUGUCAUUAUAGAAGACGUAACUGGGUAGGCGAGAUUACUUUUUAA
Mucor mucedo is the source of this 1644-nucleotide messenger RNA. RefSeq lists its product as uncharacterized. The coding region runs from base 1 to 1644 and encodes 547 amino acids. NCBI's taxonomy places the organism in Eukaryota, Fungi, Mucoromycota, Mucoromycetes, Mucorales, Mucoraceae. The record is from RefSeq and is a predicted model, not a curated record. Gene Ontology annotation, biological process: transmembrane transport. The transcript has 2 exons. Gene Ontology annotation, molecular function: transmembrane transporter activity.